AUGGAAUUUUCCAAAGAAGGUGAUUUUAAUAUAGCUGGGGUUUUCUCUAUGACAAGUAUUGAGAAACAGAUAGAUAAUGGCUACAAGGCAGUUCCUUAUUCAUAYUGUGAAAAUUGGAAUGAUCGGGAGCUGAAGUUUGCCAGAACAAUGAUUUUUACAGUGGAAGAAAUCAACAGGGAUCCAACACUCCUCCCAGGAGUAAGUCUGGGUUAUAGGGUGUACAAUGGAUGUGGUACUACAAACCUGGUUCGAGCUGCUCUUGAAGCAGUAAAUGGAAAUAAUUUUCUGAACUGUAGUGGUCAGACUCUGGCUGUCUUAAGUCAUUCAUCCUCGGGAGUAAGUGAAAACAUAAACUUCUUACUCAGCUCUCUGUCUGUACCACAGCUGAGUCACCUGUCUACCUGUGCAUGUUUAAGUGAUAAAACACGAUACCCAACAUUCUUCAGAACUGUGCCAAGUGACCAGUUCCAAAGCAAAGCUCUUGUACAGCUGAUGGACUACUUUAACUGGCGYUGGAUUGGGAUUAUUUAUUCUGAGAGCACAUAUGCAGAAGAAGGCACAGCAUCUUUUGUUAAGGAAGCCAAGAAAAAGGGRAUAUGUGUGGAAUACUGGCURAUGUACUCUAGRACAUCUCAGACUUUUGAUUUUAUAUUGGAGGCACUGAGGAAGUCCACGUCAAACGUGGUGCUGAUGUUCAUGUCCUCAUCUUAUGCAACAUCCUUUCUGGCAAAAAUGGAAGUUUAUAACAUAACUGGAAAACAGUGGGUUGGCAGUGAGUCCUGGAUCACACAGAAGGACCUUGUCUCUGUUAAUACAAAGCAUAUCCUGCAGGGGGCAAUGGGUUUUGCUCUCCCUGACAGACCUAUACCAGGUCUUGGUAAAUUCCUGCUUAACCUGAAGCCCUCAGAUGAACCACAAAGUGUUAUAAUUAAAGCUUUCUGGGAGAAAUUCUUUCGCUGYAGAUUCUCUCCAUCAAAUACCUCCAAAAUGUGCACUGGUGCAGAAAAUCUACAAACAGUCAUCAGUGACUACACACAAGUCUCAUAUUUCAGAGAAGAGAAUAAUAUAUACACAGCUGUGUACUCUGUAGCACAUACCCUGCAUGCCAUUCUGCAGUGUCAAAAUGCUUUAAAUUCUACAAAAAAAACAUGUGUGACCAAGAAUGAAGUUCAACCCAAGUUUGUCUUGGAAAACUUAAAGUCUGUGAAUUUCACAACAAAGAAUGGAGUCAAAGUUUUCUUUGAUGAAAACGGUGACUCCGUUGCCCAGUAUGACCUUGUCAACUGGCAGAUUAAAGAAAACGGUUCAGUUGAAAUUGUACAAAUUGGACAAUAUGAUGAUUCUCUACCUGAUAGACUGAAAUUAAACUUGAAAGAGGAUGCCAAGAUAGUUUGGGGGGAUGACAGAAAUSAGGUGCCAAAGUCUGUCUGCAGAGAACCCUGUCUACCAGGGACUCGACAGGCACUAAACAAGAAUAAGCCUGUAUGUUGUUUUGAUUGCAUUGAGUGCCCRGAUGGAACUAUCAGUAAUAGGACAAAUUCUCUUGACUGCUUGACUUGUCCACCUGAAUUUUGGCCAAAUGAAGAGAAAARCAAGUGUCUUCCUAAACACAUUGAAUACCUUUCUUAUAAGGAGAUCAUGGGUGCACUUCUUACUGGAUUCAGCACAUUUGGCAUGUUUUUAUCCCUCCUUAUAUCAAUGAUUUUUGUUAUACAUAAAGAGACCCCCAUUGUAAGAGCAAACAACUCUGAAUUAAGCUUCCUGUUGCUGUUUUCAUUAAAACUGUGCUUUCUCUGCUCUCUGACCUUCAUUGGUCGACCCACACAUUGGUCCUGCAUGUUACGACACACAGCGUUCAGCAUCACCUUUGUCAUCUGUAUUUCCUGUGUUCUGGGGAAAACAAUAGUGGUUUUAAUGGCCUUCAAAGCAAAACUUCCAGGCAGUAAUGUCAUUAAAUGGUUUGGGCCUCUACAGCAAAGGCUUAGCAUUCUCAUGUUUACUCUCAUACAGGUUGCUAUUUGUACACUUUGGUUAACAAUAAAUCCCCCAUUUCCAAACAUGAAUAUGCAGUAUUAUAAAGAUCAAAUCAUUUUAGAGUGUGCGCUUGGUUCGGYUCUUGGGUUCUGGGCGGUGUUGGGUUAUAUUGGACUUCUUGCUGUCCUGUGCUUUAUACUUGCUUUUUUGGCAAGAAAGCUACCAGACAGCUUUAAUGAAGCCAGACUGAUCACAUUUAGCAUGUUGAUAUUCUGCGCAGUCUGGAUCACCUUCAUCCCAGCAUAUGUCAGCUCUCCAGGCAAAUUUACUGUGGCUGUGGAGAUAUUUGCGAUUCUGGCCUCCAGUUUUGGUUUGUUGCUUUGCAUUUUUGCUCCAAAAUGUUAUAUUAUAGUACUAAAGCCAGAACAAAACACAAAAAAACAUUUGCUGGGAAAAGUACCACCAAGAACACUUUAAUUUGUAAUUCCAACAAGAACAAUGUUUAUGUGAAAACGACAGGCAGAAAAACUACAUUUCCAUUUUGCC
This is a messenger RNA of Austrofundulus limnaeus, 2520 nucleotides long. Its product is annotated as extracellular calcium-sensing receptor-like. The record is from RefSeq and is a predicted model, not a curated record. The transcript is spliced from 6 exons. Gene Ontology annotation, biological process: G protein-coupled receptor signaling pathway. Bases 1 to 2451 code for a protein of 816 amino acids. Gene Ontology annotation, molecular function: G protein-coupled receptor activity. Gene Ontology annotation, cellular component: plasma membrane. NCBI's taxonomy places the organism in Eukaryota, Metazoa, Chordata, Actinopteri, Cyprinodontiformes, Rivulidae.